AUGCAGUACUACAACCAAACGCCUAAUCCCAUGAUGGGUGGAGGAGGGAUGGGUGGGAUGGGAAUGAUGGAUCCGAGAAUGCAACAGCAAAUGCAAAUGCAAGGGAUGAACCCUAUGAAUGGCAUGAAUGGAAUGGGAGGGAUGCAACCAGGUAUGGGAGGGAUGAUGAAUGGGAUGGGGAUGGGGAUGAAUGGGAUGGGUAAUUAUGGUCAGGCAUGGAGACAGCUUGGAUACGAUUAUACCUUACCGGUUCUGGGAUAUAAACCCGAAGCUACUUGGGGAGCAUGGGAUUUGGCAAAUGCGCAAUAUAACGGAGGAAGACUUGAAAGAUCAUUUUUCGACAAUAUCGUACGUCUUUUAAGAGAAUAUCAAUACCUCAAACAUAAAGAUAAGUAUCAACGUGAACAUGAAGGCUUACAAGAUUCAAAUUCCCCUUUGACCACUCCGUUAUCUCCAAACUUCUUGUCGAAACAGAUUUCAACCUUGACGAACUUUUUUGCGAAUCGACAUUUGUCAGAGGAAGCUGCUCGAGAUGCUCAUCGAAGAGUGUAUUAUCAAGCUGAAGGUGCUGAUGCCGGUAAUAAAACGUUGGGUGGGGCUGCGGCUUAUCAAGCUUACUUAAUCUGGGAUCGAGAUCAUUAUUCCGCUUAUCAUGCCAAUCCCACUCAGGAAAACAGAGAAAGACUUGUCGGUCUAGCUGUAGCUGAAUUGUUCAGUCUAUGGGAUCGAGUUCAACCUAGAUCAUCAAGAGCAAAUACCGAAGAUGCCGCUCAGUACGCUGCUGCCACUGCCAAAUAUCUCUUCGACAGGCACUAUGAUAUUCCUCACUCUCACUCCCACCGACGAUCUGGAUCUAGAUACUCCGGCUACGGGGCUGAUAAUGAUAGUGAUUCGGAUGAUGAUAGGCGAAUGAGGAGAAGGAGUCUAUACAAUCAACAACCUUAUGGCAUGGGAGGAAUGCAAAAUUCUAUGAUGAAUCAAAUGCCAAUGCAAGGAGGUAUGAUGCCAGGAGGUGGCGGGGGCAUGAUGGGACCUCAAUCGAUGGGUAUGGCAGGUAUGGGCAUGGUCCAACCUGGUAUGGGAGCAUUGGGAAUGCCAGGGGCAAUGGGAGGUGGAGGAAUGAUGAAUAACCCAAUGAUGAUGAAUCAGAUGGGAAUGAACGGUAUGGGAGGUAUGGGUAUGGGUAUGGGAGGAAUGCAAACCGGAAUGAUGAAUGGCGGGAUGAUGGGUGGUGGACCGCUGGGAGGUAUACCUGGGAAUCAUGGUCAGUUGGGUGAGGCGCAAGCUGGACCGGGCAUGCACCCUUACACCUAUGGAGGCCAGUCAGGCGUAGCCUAUGGAAACACCCCUAUAGAUCAGAUGGGUAAUCCAACCUUCCCUGGAGGACCUGGACGAAGCUGGUACGGUUAUGGCCAACCUAGAUAUUUUUAG
Molecule: messenger RNA, 1431 nt
Organism: Kwoniella botswanensis
Lineage: Eukaryota; Fungi; Basidiomycota; Tremellomycetes; Tremellales; Cryptococcaceae
Exons: 8
Coding region: 1-1431 (476 amino acids)
Source: RefSeq, a predicted model, not a curated record